Messenger RNA from Pollicipes pollicipes, 1161 nucleotides. Its product is annotated as dimethylglycine dehydrogenase, mitochondrial-like. Bases 1 to 1161 code for a protein of 386 amino acids. Gene Ontology annotation, molecular function: protein binding. Gene Ontology annotation, cellular component: mitochondrion. Lineage: Eukaryota; Metazoa; Arthropoda; Thecostraca; Pollicipedomorpha; Pollicipedidae. The transcript has 9 exons. The record is from RefSeq and is a predicted model, not a curated record.
AUGCAGUUCGUCCGCCAGGUCAAGGCGCUGAAGCGUGAGUUUCCGGUGCUGCGCCACCUGGAAAGCUCCUACCACGUCCGUCAGGAGCGGGACGGCCUUCUGAUCGGGCCCUAUGAGCAUCCGGACCGCAUGAGUCUCUCCGAGGACUGGGUCCUGAGGGGCGUCCGGCCAGGGUUCGGUCGCGAACUGUUCCCGCCGGAUCUGGACCGUAUUGAGCCCAACCUAGAAAUGGCCAUGGAGCUGCUGCUCUGUUUUGCUGAGGCGAGCAUCCAGAGCGUGGUGAACGGGCCCAUCACCUACUCGCCGGACGUGCUGCCCAUGGUGGGCCCCACACUGCUGCCCAACAUGUGGGCCGCCGUCGGCUUCAGGUACGGUAUCGUGCACGGCGGCGGAGUGGGCAAGUUCCUGGCCGACUGGAUACAGCAGGGCGAGCCGCCGUAUGACCUGAUCGAGGUGGACCCAUGCCGCUACGGGCCCUGGACCACCGACAGCUACAGCCUGGCCAAGUGUCGCGAGAGCUACGGCAUGAACACAGCGCUGGGCCUGCCGCGUGAGGAGCGCUGGGCAGGUCGGCCCACCAGCCGGGUCAGCGGGGCUCACGCGCAGCUGGUGGCGCGCGGCGCCUCCAUGGAGCAGCACACCGGGUGGGAGCAGCCGGCGUGGUUUGCCGAGCCCGGCACCGAGCCCGAGUACAGGCCCAGCUUCCAGCGCACCAACUGGCACGAGCGGGUCGGCGACGAGUGCCGCACCGUCAUGGAGCGGGUCGGCGUCAUCGACAUCACGCCCUUCGCCAAGUUCUACCUCUCGGGUUCGGACGCCCGUGCACUUCUGGAGUACGCCACGGCGAACACGAUACCCGCCACCUGGAGGACCUGCGUCGCGCACUACUUGACCCCCGGCGGCAAGGUCAUGGCCGAGCUGACCCUGACCUCUCUCCCCGAUGAGAAGUUCCUCAUCAUCACCGGCACGGGCAGCGAGUUCCAUGACCUCAGCCACAACACCGGCCAGACCCUGGCCAAGGCGUACGUGCCGCCGUACCUGGCAGUCGCCAGCACCGAGGUGCAGGUCAAUGAAAGGGCGCGCGGCCCGCCGGCCAGAGACGCGCUGAAGCGCAAGGCCGCCAAGGCCAAGGCCAAGCAGAGACGGAGCCAGCCACACUGA